Gadus morhua (Atlantic cod) is the source of this 1192-nucleotide messenger RNA. RefSeq names its product C1q and TNF related 7 (gene c1qtnf7). Bases 265 to 1119 code for a protein of 284 amino acids. The record is from RefSeq and is a predicted model, not a curated record. Gene Ontology annotation, molecular function: protein binding. The transcript has 4 exons. Lineage: Eukaryota; Metazoa; Chordata; Actinopteri; Gadiformes; Gadidae.
GGAAGAGGAGGAGGGAGAGGAGGAGGAGGGAGAGCGUGAUGGUGGAGGAGGAGGGGAGGAGACCCAGAUGGAGAUCAGCAGCCAGCCGUCUGUCAGACAGCCUGGUGGAUGUGGAGAGGUGACGGAGCAGCAUGGUGCUGUUGACCCAGAGUCCAGACGGAUCUCCGCCCAACGCACAGCGCACGACCACAGCCCGGGAGUUGGAUUAAGGACUUCAUUGUGUUAAGAAACAGAGAAGUCUCUCAGCGUCUGCACGGACGCAGGAUGUGGGCGGUGCUGAGGGUGGUGUAUCUGCUCCACGCCGUCCUGGGCCAGCGGGGCCGGCCCCCGGGGGCGCCCCCCCGCCUGGUCUGCAGCGCCCCCGGGCCCCCGGGGGCCCCCGGACACCCGGCCCCCUCCGGGCCCCAGGGGCCCCAGGGCCCGGUGGGGGCCCCCGGGAGGGACGGACGAGACGGGAGGAGGGGAGAGAGGGGAGAGAAGGGAGACGCAGCCUCUAGGGGCCGGGUGGGCCCCACCGGCCGUCAGGGCGAGUGGGGCGAGCGGGGCCCGGCGGGGAAGAGAGGCCCCGGGGGGGAGGGCGGGGCCGGGGGCCCCUCUGGGUUCCCGGGGGCCAACGGAGCGCUGGGAGCCCGGGGGGCCCGCGGGGGGCGGGGCGCGGCCGGCCGGUGCCGGUGCGGGGGCCCGGGGCCGCGGGCCGCCUUCUCAGCGGGCAUCACAACCUCCUACCCCCCCGAGGACACGCCCAUCCUGUUCAACAAGGUGCUCUUCAACGAUGGCGGCCACUACGACCCCGCCACGGGGAAGUUCCUGUGCGCGGCGGCGGGGGUCUUCUUCUUCUCCUACCACAUCACGCUGGCCAACAAGCACCUGGCCAUCGGCCUGGUCCUCAACGGGGAGUACCGCGUCAAGACCUUCGACGCCAACACGGGGAACCACGACGUGGCGUCGGGCUCCACCGCCGUGGCUCUGCGGCCGGGGGACCAGGUCUGGCUGCAGAUCUUCUUCCUGGACCAGAACGGCCUGUUCUCCGACCCCAGCUGGGCCGACAGCGUCUUCUCCGGGUUCCUGCUGUAUGCCGACUCCGCCUCCCUGGACGCUCUGGUGGAGGACCGCGCCUAGAGGCCACGCCCCCCUGGAGACUAGACCUAGAGACCCCACCCCCCUAGAGGCCACACCCCCCUGGAGACUAGAC